CCGCAGAGAGCCCAUAGCGCAAAGCCAGUGCGUCGGCACAGUCAACACAGUGCCUCGCAGUGUGAUGCUCAUGCUCCGUGUUGUUUUGUGUAACUAGUGCGGCGUGCGUUCGCAUCCAACAUGCACGAUGCAUUGUGAUAACUGAUAAACGGUGCCAAAAACGGUUGAGUGUGUGACGUGUGUUUAUAUACAAUAUCAUCAUCGAAAGAUCGGCGCCGAUUCUGUUGAUACAAUUGCACACAUUGCCAAGCAACGAAGUGUGCCUCCCGCAAAUAAUAUCUGCUGCGAUUGUUGUCUGUGGCACCGAUUAAGUUCGCGCAUUUGGUUUGCAUAAGAUGGGGUUGGAGGUAUUCGAUUCGUUCGACUACCUCGAAGAAGAGGACUUUUACGACUCCAAUGUGCCGACGAAAAUGGAAGUGAGCAACCCGAGCGAUGGCAACAAGCGGCGAGUGACAUUCGCCAGCAAGCUAUCAUACUUUGAAAAGUGCGAGGAUCAGCACGUGGAUGCGAUGGUCAUCCUCAAGCAGGAAGUGCAGGACGAGAAUGAGGAAGCCCUAGUGCCGAAAUCAGUCCAUACCGGAUCCAUUCAGAAAGUGCCUUCGAUCAGCGAUUUAUCCGAUCCGGAAGCUUCUCUUGAUAUUCCGACGCAGGUGCCUCCGCUCACGCCUGGCACGAACAAAACGAUGACAGAGGCGCUCAAAGCGUCUUUUGCGUCUUGGGAAAAGGAACAGAUUCGACUCAAUAUUACCAAAGAUCCACGAAACUGGUCGGAAAGUCACGUCGCCCACUGGCUGCAAUGGGCGUCUAAGGAGUUCUCGCUGGAAGGCAUCGCCCUGCACCAGUUUCACAUGAAGGGCAAGGAUAUUUGUGCAAUGGGCAAGGAUGCAUUUCAAGCGAGAGCGCCUGCCUUUGUCGGUGACAUCCUCUGGGAGCAUUUGGAAAUUCUACAAAAAGAUGUGGAGCGAGAGCGUUUCCUGGCGCAAUCGAACCAGAGCAUUUUCGAGUCGAUGAGUGUUCCGGACCUGACCUACCUGGACCACUACAGUUCCACGGGAGUUAUGGCUGGUAUUGACAGGAAGCCCAUCAUACCUCCUGCGCCUGCGCACACGCCCACACCAUCUACACCUGCGCCGAAUAACAAUAACUUCAUGGAGGGUGGUUAUGGAAUGCGCAGUCCAGCAUGCCCACCCACAGAAGAGAUCCGCGAUGACGGAUCGCCGCCCCCGGGUCCGCCGCAAGGAUUCCCACAUCUCCAAAGAAGCCCCAUCUUCCAUCACCUGAAAGAAGGCUACAAAACCACCUGCCCGCUGCCCGAAACGAAUAGCUACGGCAUAGACAGUCUGCAAUCGUUAAACAACGACGAGCAGAACGCGUUCAUGACGAACAACACUCACUACUCACCCGAGGAGCACGAGUACCAGAAUCUGGAACAAGGGCAUCAGCCGCAGUUCAUGGAAAACUCACCGGAAUUCUAUCCGACGAGCAACAACCCGCUGGAAACAAAGUUUAAUCCGUACAAAAAUUAUGUUAGAGGUACUCGUUAUAAUGAUGUAUAUAGUGAUAAUUACGGCGAUGCGUACGGCGCGCCCUUCCAGACGGUCCCCAGUGGGCCACCGAAUGACCAGUGGACGCAUGGACACGAUAUGGGUAACCUCGGCCACGUGCGUUCGCACCCGCCCUUCAUGCCGCCGGGGAUGUCGGUGCGUGAUCCCCUCGGUCAAGAUACCAAACCCAUGAUGCAGAACGGCAUGAUGGGCGGUUAUAGUAAUAAUAGUGCAACGGGCGGACCCUGCUUCACUGGCUCGGGCCCAAUCCAACUGUGGCAAUUCUUAUUGGAACUGCUCACGGACAAAACGUGUCAGCCUUUUAUAUCUUGGACGGGCGACGGUUGGGAGUUCAAACUCACCGACCCUGACGAAGUCGCGCGGCGUUGGGGUGUGCGCAAAAACAAACCCAAGAUGAACUACGAGAAGUUGUCGAGGGGGCUGCGGUAUUACUACGACAAAAAUAUUAUCCAUAAGACUGCUGGCAAGCGUUACGUCUAUCGUUUCGUGUGCGACUUGCAGACAUUACUUGGAUAUACUCCAGAGGAACUGCACGCAAUGGUAGAUCUCAAACCCGAAAAGAAGGAGGACGACUGAUGCAUAUCAAACUCUCUACUCUCAUCGCUGUAAAGUGCGCAAACAGAUCCAGCAUGGACGAAGGUGCCUAUUUCAAGCCAGCGCCGCCUUGACGCUGGACCAGUCCUACUCGUACCCGGCAAGACUGCUUUGCAAACGUAACUACAAAUCAUUUUGUUCAACACACAUAGACUCAUGUUCAAGUUUAUUACUAUUAGUGAAAUGAAUCAAAGUAAAAGAAUGAUGAUCGAGAAUCGUGCGCGCAUGCAACAAGAGCAAUUUUCAAAUCGUUUUCGUGUUUAGACAAUUGAUAAUUAUUAGAAGUAUCAACUUAAUUAAAUAAGUUUGUUAGUUGUGAUGUUAUCAUUAAUUAAAUUGUUUUUGUAAGGUAUAUUGACGAAGAAGGAAAAAGAAUGGAGGCAAAGACGCGUGAAAUUUAUGCUCUCUGGCUGUUUUGCCGUUCUAUAUAAAAUAUUUAUUAAUAAGCACCGAGGGUAAUAUCAAAUUACAUCUAUAUAAAAUAAUAUAUCAAUAAUAUUUGUGAUAAGCCUUAAAUCAGAUAGUGUAUGUUUAUAUUUGAACUACUACUGAGGGGUUGAAUGUUCAAUGAAGUUGAUUCGAUUUGUCCGUGAAGCAAACACGCGCCCCACACCCCUGAUUGUUACGUAUUUUUAUACUGCUAAAUUUUCUGUUCGACGAGAUGCAUUUUAGCCAAAUUUGGAACGGACGUCUUCAACUGUAUCUGAUUCAAAGAUCAAACACCACCGCAUGCAGUGCUUGUGCAUUUUACUUAAUUCGAUAAUAUAGCUCAAAGACUAUAUUAGUGUAUUUUUUAACGAGAGCUAAAACAAAUGGAGCCGUUUAUGUUUUGCGCGUUGAUGCGCGGACCAACGCACAACACAACCACAAUGAUCCGGAUACGAAAUUGUUUAUAUUUAUUCAAAUAAAUAUUUGGUGAAACCAAAUUUUUGCGUUGAUCUGUUCCACGUCAAUGUGAUUUAUCAAAUGCGACGUUUUGUUUGUGUUAGCUCUUCUCUCCACUGUGGCUCUUUCAUGAUAAAUUGUUUCCAUGUAAUACAUUGUGCGAAGUUUUACUACUUCGAUAAUCUUAUUUGGUCUCAUUUGAAUAAUAAAAAAAAAACAAAGAUAAUUAAAUAUGCUUAUUCAUAAGUUAUUCAUAGCAUUGGAUAGAGCUUAAUGCUCCUGUUUAAAGGAGACUCUGUAUUUAUUCAAUGUGUAUAAAUAUUAAUUAAAAACAAAUAUUAUGUAAA
Molecule: messenger RNA, 3391 nt
Organism: Dalotia coriaria
Lineage: Eukaryota; Metazoa; Arthropoda; Insecta; Coleoptera; Staphylinidae
Gene: pnt
Product: ETS transcription factor pointed
Exons: 10
Coding region: 336-2141 (601 amino acids)
Biological process (GO): cell differentiation; regulation of transcription by RNA polymerase II
Cellular component (GO): nucleus
Molecular function (GO): sequence-specific DNA binding; DNA-binding transcription factor activity, RNA polymerase II-specific
Source: RefSeq, a predicted model, not a curated record